AAUUAUGUCAAAAAAUACUUCGUGUUUAGGUACCUAUCUAUGAGUUCAGAUUUGAACCUAUGAUUUAUACAUUGUUUCAAAGUUUUUUUGGAAGAACACUGUUUUUUACAUGGCAUAAUAAUAUUUUUUAAUAAAUGUAUCUUCCUCUACACAAUGUGUCCAGAACUAAAUACUUUAUUAAAAUUCCUGUUAAAAAGUUGGGUGUUUUUACAGUAUCAUUGCCAUUAUUUGCAUUCUUUUCAUGUGUUUUAAUGACAAUGUAUAAAGACUUUGAAAAAGCGAAUGACACUCAUUGCAAAGUACCAAAUUUAUUUCCUUCCAUAUCAGCGUCUAUAGGCAAUUAUGAACCACAAAAUACUAUAUGGAAAACGGCAAUAUAUAUUCAUGCUCCUCUAAGAUUUUAUAUAAUAUUUUUAAGAUGGGAAUACUAUAGAAAUAUUAUUAGAGAAAAUUGUAUUUUUGUUGUUAAAAUAGCUGUAUUUUUAAAUAUACUUGAAAACCUAGCUCUACUUGGGCUCACACAUUGGACGUCUUCCGAGAAUUAUCCAUACCAUGAAGUCUGUUUCAAAUUGUUUAUUGGAACAUCCAUUUUCUACAUGUUCUUUACAUGCAUAAUGCUCUCAAAAUAUAGGAGAAAGCCAAACUUUUCAAGUUUAGAAAGAUACUCCAUGAAACUUAAAUGGAGAUCAUUUUUUAUAAAUGUUGGUUCAUUUGCCUUUGCUGCUUAUUUCUUUCUGCGGCAUAACAGACUUUGUGAACCAUAUGUUUAUUCAAUGUUUGGUUUCUCGGAGUAUAUUGUUGUUAUCACCAAUAUAACAUUCCACUUGACAACAAUUUAUGAUCUCCAAAUAAGAUUCGUUUAUCUUAGUAAAAAAGGUAUUGAAACUGAAUAAACUUUAUUUAUUGUAGAUAGGUAAAUUUUAUAAUUUUUUUAAGUGAAACAGCAAGAUCAUUGUAAUAAGUGUUUAUUAAAAUGUGUAAAUAUUAUGUAACAAACAAGUUUUUAACAAAUAAACGAAACAAAUCGUAAUUGUCUGUUUCUUUAACACAAGUAUAUUUUAUAAUGUCAAUAGCACCGGCAGUUACAAAAUGGCACAAAAGUACAUUAACCAUUAAUGAAAAUUAGAUCCAUGAUAUUCUCCAACCUUUCCUACCUCCGACAUUUAUUAUAUCAAAAUAACUAGACAUAUGGACACAAAUAUUAUACAAAUACAAACAAUAACUUUUUAUUCUUUGGUAAAAUUAACUGAUCACAGGUCUGGUUUUUAGCAAUAUCUUUUUUUUAUGAUUGGGAAUGAAGUACUUUCAAUAAGCUUAUCUGAAUAAAAAAUAUUUACAUGAUCAUAGCAUGAUAGGAAUGAAGAACAUGUAAAAUAUUUUUACAUAGAGCCAAGCUAUCCUAAUGGUUAAUUUCUUUCAAAAUAGUAUAUCAUUAAAGAACUUCUAUAAAUCAAUAAUAACAAUAUUCAAAUAUUACAGUACUUUGAAAAUAAAAGGAUCAAUAACUGAAACUGAACUUAAAAUGUCUUCAUAAAAACGACAAAGGUAGUAAAGUUGGAAACAAAUCAACUCACCGGUUAUUCUGUUUAGACAGAUAAUAAAUAAAUACGUUUUAUUUUGUUAUUAAUUGUAAAUCGGUUGAAUUAUAAAAAUAAAUAUCACAAGAGAUUAGUAAAUGACAAUCCGGUAAAACGCAAAUCUGGCUCAUGAACAAUAAUUCCGUACAAACUAUAAAUAUUCGUCGUCUCCUAAUGUUAUUUCCGCCCUUUUCCGAGUAUGUUUUUAGUUCGAUCUUAAAAUGAAUUCUA
This is a messenger RNA of Diatraea saccharalis (sugarcane borer), 1808 nucleotides long. The record is from the annotation of a GenBank genome assembly. NCBI's taxonomy places the organism in Eukaryota, Metazoa, Arthropoda, Insecta, Lepidoptera, Crambidae.